ACCACUCCACCGAGAAAAAAGAUCCAAGCCGAGGCGCACCGUCUCGACUUCUCUCCCCUCUCGCCCUAUCCGUUCCUCGUUAUAACUUGGCUGCCUCACCAUCUCGUCCCCAGAUUUCCAUUCCUCCGCCGUUCGCCUCGAAUCCAAUCCGGCAGCGGCAGCCAUGACGCCCACCGCUCUCGCGCACCUGGCCUCCGCCUCGCCGCUCCCGGCCCUCUCGCCCAGGAACAGGGCGAGGCCCGGGCAGGGGCCCGCGCUGCGGCGGCUGGCGGCGGCCGUGCCCCCGCCGCGGGCGUUCUUCUCGUCGUCGCCCGCGCCGUACCAGCCGCCGCAGCAGCCGGCGGGGUACUCGUCGCACCAGGCGUUCGGGCUGGUGCCCAUGGUCAUCGAGACGACCUCGCGCGGGGAGCGGGCGUACGAUAUCUUCUCGCGCCUGCUCAAGGAGCGGAUCGUGCUCAUCCACGGCCCAAUCGCCGACGAGACCGCCUCCCUCGUCGUCGCGCAGCUGCUCUUCCUCGAGUCCGAGAACCCGCUCAAGCCGGUCCACCUCUACAUCAACUCCCCCGGGGGCGUCGUCACGGCGGGGCUCGCGAUCUACGACACCAUGCAGUACAUCCGCUGCCCCGUCACCACGCUCUGCAUCGGCCAGGCCGCGUCCAUGGGCUCGCUCCUGCUCGCCGCCGGCGCCCGCGGGGAGCGCAGGGCGCUGCCCAACGCGCGGGUCAUGAUUCACCAGCCCUCCGGCGGGGCACAGGGCCAGGCCACCGACAUCGCCAUCCAGGCCAAGGAGAUUCUCAAGCUGCGUGACCGCCUCAACAAGAUCUACCAGAAGCACACCGGGCAGGAAAUCGACAAAAUCGAGCAGUGCAUGGAGCGCGAUCUGUUCAUGGACCCUGAGGAGGCUCGUGACUGGGGGCUCAUCGACGAGGUCAUUGAGAACCGCCCCGCUUCCCUGGUGCCCGAGGGCGUCGGUGGUGGCGUUGACCUGCCUAUCCACAGCGGCGGCGUCGGCGGAAGGGGCAGAGAUGUCGAGGAGCCCUCCGCGGUGUGAGCGGUGGUCAGAAAGGUGAAACCUUUUCGUGUCCAAUGGCCAUGUUGUUGUUGUUAGAUCUAAGGUUCAGUUCUUAUACUACAUAAAACUUAACUUGUUAUUCUGGUUGCCGAUGCGUUCGGUUCCCCACAUGUUGUCUUCAUUGCCUGAAUUGAGCAGAGCUAUUGCUGAUAUUUAUUGCAAAAAUCUUAAGGAAAUUUUAUUCCGGAAAUACUGAUUA
Molecule: messenger RNA, 1271 nt
Organism: Oryza brachyantha (malo sina)
Lineage: Eukaryota; Viridiplantae; Streptophyta; Magnoliopsida; Poales; Poaceae
Product: ATP-dependent Clp protease proteolytic subunit-like
Exons: 1
Coding region: 164-1051 (295 amino acids)
Biological process (GO): protein quality control for misfolded or incompletely synthesized proteins
Cellular component (GO): endopeptidase Clp complex
Molecular function (GO): ATPase binding; serine-type endopeptidase activity; ATP-dependent peptidase activity
Source: RefSeq, a predicted model, not a curated record